Molecule: messenger RNA, 1532 nt
Organism: Erinaceus europaeus (western European hedgehog)
Lineage: Eukaryota; Metazoa; Chordata; Mammalia; Eulipotyphla; Erinaceidae
Gene: CRISP2
Product: cysteine rich secretory protein 2
Exons: 11
Coding region: 345-1127 (260 amino acids)
Cellular component (GO): extracellular region
Source: RefSeq, a predicted model, not a curated record
CUGGGUCCCUGCGAAGUCUGGCGCAGAAGGAGGGGCAAGCAGGAGCCCCUCUCCAGCCCGCCAACAACAGGAAAACCUGGGCUCUGGAGCCAGCAUUAUGAAACCAUACACCAUGUUCCUCUCAUAGAGACCUUCAAGAAACCACGUCAUCCUGGUUUUAAAAUAACCUGUAAGAAAGGCCACAGUUCUUUCCCAUUAAUAAAUUGCCACAUCAUCCUGCGUUGAGAACCAACAAACAGAUCACAGAUUUUUAACACUCAAGAAAUCACAGAAUUUUGUGGAAACCAAUGCUAGAGUGUCCUAUAAAAGUCAAGGAAGAUAUUUAACAACCUUUAUAUGAAACCAUGGACCCAGCAAUUUGGAGAAGGCGAGAUGUUCAAAUGUAUUCGAUAAUGGCUUUAUUCCUACUGGCCGUGAUCCUGAUUGCUGUGCUGAUUCCGUCUGUACCCACACAAGCAAAGGAUCCAGCCUUCACUGCUUUGUUAACUACUCAGACAGAAGUCCAAAGAGAGAUUGUAAAUAAACACAAUGAACUAAGGAAAUCUGUCUCUCCAACUGCCAGUAAUAUGCUAAAGAUGGGAUGGAGCAAAGAAGCAACAGAAAAUGCCCAAAAGUGGGCAAACCAGUGCACAUUAGGGCACAGUAAUCCAGAGGACCGGCGAACCAGCACAAACUGUGGUGAGAAUCUUUAUAUGUCAAGUGACCCAUCUCCAUGGUCACAGGCAAUUCAGAGCUGGUAUGAUGAGAGCCAGAAUUUUGUGUAUGGUACAGGGGCAAAGCCUGCCAGUGCAGUUGUUGGACAUUAUACUCAGGUCGUUUGGUACUCAUCUCACCUCAUUGGAUGCGGCGUUGCCUAUUGUCCCCGACAGGAAAGUCUAAAAUACUUCUACGUUUGUCAGUACUGUCCAUCUGGGAAUAAUCUGAGUAGAAAGAAUAACCCUUAUGACAAAGGAGCACCUUGCGCCAGCUGUCCUGCUAACUGUGAAGGCGGACUAUGCACCAAUAGUUGUGAGUAUGAAGAUAUCCUAAGUAACUGUGCAUCCUUGAAGCAGUCAGCAGGCUGUGACCAUGAAUUGCUGAAAGAAAAGUGUAAAGCUACUUGCCAUUGUGAACACAAAAUUUACUGAAAUGCCCACUGUGUGCUUAGCAGGACAAAGUGGAGAAGGACUGCAACACUUAAUUAUACAAGGCACCAGGAAAACUACAAACACAUUCGCUAAAGGAAAAAAAAAAAAGAUGUAGUCUACGUAAUCUAGGGUUCCAACUUUGGGCUUUGAUGUGAACUGGGUACUUUUAACCGGAUGACCUGGAAGAUUUUGGAAGUUGUAUGGUCAUAAGAGGUAGGACACUAAAGCCUUGAUCUAACUGGAUGAAGCACCUUAAAAAAAAAGAUUCUUGCUAUCUUUACAACAGUGCUUUAUGUAUGUAAAGAAUAAACUCAAAUAAUGGUACUUAUCUUUGCUUUAAAGAAGACACCUCAUCUUCAAACAAGGAUAAUCAUUAUUUAGAAUAAAGAACUUUUUCGAAGACCA